AUGUCUAAAGACACGGAGGCCAAGAGCGAGGAGAUUAUGGAGUCGAAGGUGCUCUGGUACCCGGACUCUAAACGAAACACACAAAUGGACCGAUUCCGGACUCAAGUGAACCGGGACUUCGGGGUGGUUGAUGUGUCUAAAAGGAUAUCUGAUGUACCCGAGUGGUUUAAAGGCAGCAGACUGAAUUAUGCAGAGAACCUGCUCAAACACAAAGACCAAGACAAAGUGGCUCUCUAUGCUGCAACUGAGGCAAAAGAGGAGAUCGUCAAAGUGACUUUCGGAGAGCUGAGGCGUGAUGUCGCUCUCUUCGCUGCUGCCAUGAGGAAGAUGGGCAUCAAAACUGGAGACAGGGUCGUAGGAUAUCUUCCCAAUGGGAUUCAUGCUGUUGAGGCUAUGCUCGCUGCUGCCAGUAUAGGUGCCAUCUGGAGUUCAACCUCUCCAGAUUUCGGUGUCAAUGGAGUUCUAGACCGAUUUUCUCAGAUCCAGCCCAAGUUGAUAUUCUCAGUAGCAGCUGUUGUGUAUAACAGCAAGCAGCACGACCAUAUGGAGAAACUCCAAAACGUUGUUAAAGGUCUACCUGACCUGAAGAAGGUUGUGGUCAUUCCAUACGUUCGCUCUCGACAAGACACUGACCUCUCCAAGAUUCCCAACAGCGUGUUCCUGGAUGACUUCUUGGCCACGGGUAAAGAAGGGGAUCAGGACCCUCAGCUGGAGUUUGAGCAGCUGCCCUUCUCUCAUCCUCUCUUCAUCAUGUACUCUUCUGGCACCACAGGAGCUCCCAAGUGCAUGGUGCAUUCUGCUGGGGGCACUCUCAUCCAGCAUCUUAAAGAACACAUUCUCCAUGGCAACAUGACCUACAAUGAUAUCAUCAUAUAUUACACUACGACGGGCUGGAUGAUGUGGAACUGGCUGGUGUCCUCUCUAGCCGUUGGGGCUUCUGUGGUCCUGUACGAUGGCUCCCCUCUUGUUCCCAGUGCUAAUGUGCUCUGGGACCUUGUAGACUGUCUGGGAAUCACGAUUUUUGGGACUGGAGCGAAAUGGCUGGCUGUGCUGGAGGAGAGAAAUCUGAAACCUGCAAACACACACAACCUGCAGACCCUCCACACACUCCUUUCUACGGGAUCUCCAUUGAAGCCUCAGAGCUAUGAGUAUGUGUACAGCUGUAUUAAGAACAAUGUGCUACUGGGAUCCAUAUCAGGUGGCACAGACAUCAUUUCAUGCUUCAUGGGUCAGAACAUGACGGUGCCUGUUUACAGAGGGGAAAUUCAGGCCCGAAAUCUGGGCAUGGCCGUGGAGUCCUGGAACUGUGAAGGUAAGCCUGUUUGGGGCGAGAGCGGGGAGCUGGUGUGCUUGAAGCCCAUCCCGUGCCAGCCCACUCAUUUCUGGAACGACGAGAACAGCAGCAAAUACCACAAAGCCUACUUUUCUACCUUCCCAGGACUCUGGGCCCACGGUGAUUACUGUAAGAUAAAUCCAAAAACGGGAGGAGUCGUCAUGCUGGGGAGAAGUGACGGAACCUUGAAUCCUAAUGGUGUUCGGUUUGGGAGCUCAGAAAUUUCAAAUAUUGUGAAAUCCUUUGAGGAAGUUUCCGACAGCCUUUGUGUCCCUCAGUACAACAGUGAUGGAGAGGAGAGGGUGAUUCUGUUCCUGAAGAUGGGACCCAAUAAGAGCUUCAGUCAAGAGCUAGUGGGGAAGAUCUGCGGCGCUAUCAGAGUAGCUCUCUCUGCACGACACGUACCAGCCUUGAUACUGGAGACCAAAGACAUCCCGUACACUAUCAGCGGAAAGAAGGUCGAAGUCGCAGUAAAGCAGGUGAUCGCAGGUAAGGACGUCACUCAGCGAGGGGCCUUCUCAAACCCAGACUCCUUGGACCUCUACAAGAACCUACCUGAACUCCAGAACUUCUGAGCGCUUGUGUGAGGUACAUCUGAACUCUGGAAAGUCCUGUGAUUCUGGAUGCCUUCGAAGGGUUCAGAUUCUCUGGACACCUGUUGGAGCUUUGGACCAUCUGGAGGAAUUUCUAGAGCUUUCAAACAUCAAAGUUCUUAGUUUUCGCUGCCUGUUGUGGCACACUCAGCUACCUUUUGGAACUGAUGGAGUCUGCACAUGUAGCACUUCCUCAAAAGUGUAACUGGUUCCUCUUGGAUCUCAAAGGAUCUUAUCUGCUUCUGUUAUUGCGUCCACCAAGCGUAAUAUUUCCAAGAGACAUACUGAACUCCCAAGUAAUUCACAAAUUAUUUCUUUAUCUACCAUGUCAGUCCCAUAUCCUCCCUCUCAUUUUUUGAUACAAUGUCACUUUAAUCUUAAUGAAGGUGUAGGAAAAUCUGUCCGUGAAUCUUUUGAAGCUCUAAAAUGACACUUUAUUCUCAUAAAUCUUCAGGAAUCAAAUACACAGAUUUGUUGCUGAACAUUGUGGAUUUAAGAUUAUAUUUCUUGUGGUAAAGUUGGGAGCCAUUUCUCUAGUAAUAUUGAUUUUUUUUGGGUCAAACCAACUGCUAACAUUUACGAAGCAAAGUAUUACUGGUACAGUUUCCGGAUUACGACCUGUUGCCGUAAUAAAAUCAAUGCAACUUGUGUCAAAUUUUCCCCUAAAGCCUGACUUCCUGUCUGGAAACAUGAAUAUAUUUAUAUUUUUAACAAUAUCCUAUGAGUAAAUGGCGAUUCAUCACAUCUGCUGUAUUUGUAGGGUAUAUUAUAGUGUCCAGAACUACUCUCUGUUGUCUAGUGAGUGUGGAUUUGAACUGAAGCUGAUGUAGCUCACUGGCCAAAAAGAUUUCCAUAUAUUUUUACAUAUAUACUGUAUAUAUUUGAUUCCGUAUAUGCAGCUGCAUGUUGCGUGCUACACUAGCUUCCCCUCUUUCUCUGUCUCUUUCGGUGCGCCUUAUAUCAAGUUUUCAUCAACAACUGAAGCUCAUCUUAUUUCUUUGAGCCAUUCUUUGGUAUACAGCUUUAUUUUUGCAGUCCCCAAAUACACUGGCUUACUUUUUUCAUAUUUCCCAUCAUCAGAACACUGCACACAUAUGAAAAAAGCUGCUUUGUUUGUUUGUUGUUUAAGGUUUUGAAAGUCAGCAAGACGGUUUCAGUGACAUGAUGUCCAGAUUACAUUAGAUUAUAUAAUGUUUGCAUUAGGAGUAAAGGGAAGAAUACUGGGCAGUCAAAAUGUAUCUAAAACCACAACGAAAACUAGAAAAUAUUGAUUUAUGUUGGAUCAGAUUCAAGCUCUUUGACAUGUACUGAUGAUGCAUUUACACUCGCUUUGCAGCAUAUCACAGAAACAUUUAUCAUCAGCAAGCCACCAUCCAGAAAAUGUUUUUUUGUGACACUGAGAGAGGAUAUGCUGUAGCUGCUCGCAUCAAAAGCUUGAAAAUGUGCUGCGUUUUAAUCAUUUUAAAAUAAUUUUGCGCUAGUAAUGUUAUUUCAGCAGUUGUUUACAACAGAGAAGCCUCACAGGCUAGUAUUGAUGUACAUUUCAAGUUUUAAUGGGUCAUAUUUUUGGGAUAAGUUUGGGUUUUGUGCAUGGGUCUGUUUGGUUCAGGUAAUGUAAUCUGGGUUUGUUACACGUUGGAAAAUGAAUUUUUAACCUGUGAGUAAAUCCAUUUGACCUCAGUGAGGACUCCUUACUUGGUUUCUUAAAAGAAACUACACACUACAGAUCUGAAAAAAACGUUUUUUUUUUUUAUAUACAACAUAAAGGUUAGGCAUAAUGAAACUCAAAAGGGUGGACUGGCCCUUUAAAAGGCUCAUUUCUUUCAAAUGGAAAUGGUUCAGAAUAGAGGUGCAGAUGGCAAGCAGUUGUGCAGAUCGCCUGAAUUAAAUCAGUCCUUAUUUCCGCUUCAGACAAGCAGGGACGGGUCUGUUUCACCUCAUGGCCACCCUUGUGCCACCAUAUGCCCCAUAUCUGCUCAGUUUUGCUGACAGGACUUGCCUGGUCUGGGACUGUGGACAUAAGGAAAGCUACCAAAUCCUUAUUUAUUGAUAGUCACUGUGGAUUUCGCUGUAACCUAUGCCUUGUUGCAAACAUAUUUGUCCCCCAACAUUUAUUAAAUUUUUCCACAUUUAGCAAUUUCAUGAACAUUCCAUGGAGAUCUAUUCCAUUUUAUUACCCUUUUUUUCUGCUUCUUUUUGAUACAUGGAAAUACUGGAAAUAAUUGUCCUUAUUAUUGUAUUACAUUAAAUGCAUUUGGUGUACUACUAGUAAAUAAAAGGUGCUUUCUUCUUGGUGGCUAAUUUAGUAUUCCUGCUUUGAAAUAACAUUUAUUGUACAUCGCAGAAUGUGAAUAAUGAUUACUAAUAUAGUUGAGAAUAUAUUUGUUAUGAAUAUAUUAUGCCCAUAUGCUGUAUAUCAUUGGACCGCUUCAGUUAUGUCCACUAGGAGCAUACAUGUAUUUCAUGUAUAAAGAUGCUUAUUGUACUCCUAAUUAAAGAACUAAAAAAUAAUUCUGGCCUGCCG
This is a messenger RNA of Sinocyclocheilus anshuiensis, 4450 nucleotides long. Its product is annotated as acetoacetyl-CoA synthetase-like. Gene Ontology annotation, biological process: lipid metabolic process; positive regulation of insulin secretion. Gene Ontology annotation, molecular function: acetoacetate-CoA ligase activity. The transcript has 18 exons. Bases 1 to 1908 code for a protein of 635 amino acids. NCBI's taxonomy places the organism in Eukaryota, Metazoa, Chordata, Actinopteri, Cypriniformes, Cyprinidae. The record is from RefSeq and is a predicted model, not a curated record.